AUGAGAGAAAUUGUUCAUGUACAAGUUGGUAGAUGUGGUAACCAAAUUGGUUCGAAGUUUUGGGAGGUGAUAUCAGAUGAGCAUGGAAUAGAUCCAAAUGGUUGCUACUCUGGGGAUUCUGAUCUUCAGUUGGAGCGUAUCAACGUGUAUUACAAUGAAGGUGCUGGUGGCAAAUAUGUGCCGAGAGCCGUUUUAGUUGAUUUAGAACCUGGUACCAUGGACUCCUUACGAUCCGGCCCAUACGGUCAGAUCUUUCGUCCUGAUAAUAUUGUCUACGGCAGCACUGGUGCAGGCAAUAACUAUGCUAAGGGAUACUUCACAGAAGGAGCAGAUUUGCUCGAUUCCGUCCUUGACGUUGUUAGAAAAGAAGCCGAAGGCUGCGACUGUUUACAAGGAUUCCAAGUUGUCCAUUCAAUUGGAGGAGGCACUGGAUCUGGAUUAGGAACCUUAAUACUGUCCCAAUUGAGAGACGAAUACCCUGACAGGAUUAUUCUAACUUUCUCUGUUGUUCCUAGUCCUAAAGUUUCGGAUACUGUUGUAGAGCCAUACAAUGCUACAUUGGCAUUGAAUCAACUUAUAGAAAAUUCUGAUGAAUCCUUCUGUAUUGAUAAUGAAGCUUUAUAUGAUAUUUGUUUUAGGACACUUCGGUUACAGACACCAACUUAUGGCGACUUAAAUCAUUUAGUUUCAGCAACGAUGUCCGGUGUUACAACUUGUUUAAGAUUUCCCGGACAGCUGAACGCUGAUUUGCGAAAACUGGCAGUUAAUAUGGUUCCAUUUCCGCGGUUACAUUUCUUCAUGCCCGGUUUUGCGCCGCUUACGUCUAGAGGAGUCCAAAAAUAUCGAGCACUCACCGUCCCAGAACUUACACAGCAGAUGUUUGAUGCCAAAAAUAUGAUGGCAGCAUGUGAUCCACGCCACGGGAGAUAUCUAACCGUAGCUGCGGUCUUCAGAGGCAGAAUGUCCAUGAAAGAAGUUGAUGAACAAAUGCUGAAUAUUCAAAAUAAGAAUAAGGAUUACUUUGUUGAAUGGAUACCCAGUAAUGUUAAGACCGCUGUUUGCGAUAUACCUCCGAGAGGUCUUAAAAUGUCUGCAACGUUCAUAGGCAAUACCACAGCUAUUCAGGAAUUAUUUAAACGAAUUGCUGAGCAGUUUUCUUCUAUGUUUCGAAGGAAAGCUUUUGUACACUGGUAUACAGGUGAAGGUAUGGAUGAAGCCGAUUUUACGGAAGCGGAUAAUAACCUUAGUGAUUUGAUAUCCGAAUACCAGCAGUAUCAAGACGCCACUAUUGAAGACCAAGAGUUUGAGGAAGAGGAAACAACAGUCCCUAAUGAUGGAAGUGACGAAUAA
Molecule: messenger RNA, 1350 nt
Organism: Pieris macdunnoughi
Lineage: Eukaryota; Metazoa; Arthropoda; Insecta; Lepidoptera; Pieridae
Source: the annotation of a GenBank genome assembly